Pelagomonas calceolata is the source of this 2751-nucleotide messenger RNA. The record is from the annotation of a GenBank genome assembly. Lineage: Eukaryota; Pelagophyceae; Pelagomonadales; Pelagomonadaceae.
AUGGACGACGUCGACGCGUUACUGGAGGCAGCACAAGGCCAGCUCAACAGCUCGCUCUCCAACCGGGACUACGGCGCGGCGCUGCGGAGCUUGGAACGGCUCAAGGCCGCGAUUUUGGGCGCCGAGGACGUCUCGGCGAGCGAGGCCGAGGCCGACGACGCUUCGGUGCCGUCGACGAGCGACUGGUCCGAGACCGACGACCAGGCGCGCCAGAGCGUGGCGCUGCGGCCCGUCGCGUCUCUAUCUGUCCAACCGGACACUUCCGUAUCAACGGAGACGGCGCUCGUCGUGUCGUCGGAGCACUCAGAAGACGUCGACUUCGUCUCGGACGCGGCGUCGCUGCGCAAGGUGCUGGGCCUCGCGAGCGGCUCGAAUCAAUCGAUCGCGCUGCACCGCCUCGGCGGUGCUUUGGUGCUCGACGCGGGCGUCGACGACGCCUGGGGCGACGUGGACCCCGAGACGGGGGAAGUCAUCGUCUGCGCCCGGCCCCGGGCUCUACAACAAGGUUCGACGACGACGAAGGGCCCUUUGUUACUGGAGGACGGCGUCCACCUGGUCGAAGAAGAGCGGGAUGAGGACUAUACGCGCGUGCGGCGCUACGCCAUGGACGGCCUCGAAUUACUACUAGGAUCGGAUACUGUGGUUUAUGGCCGCGCGGACUCGUCGACGAAGAUCGGCGUCCACGAUUUUGAAGAGGGGACGACCAUAACGGAAGCGCGGUCACUGGACAUGUGGCUCGAGAACACGAUCGGGGGCUGCGACGAGUGCGCCAUCUGUUAUCAUAGAGAUGGCGAGGUGUCGGGCUAUCAGUUGCUCAAGACCGAGGCGCUGCCCUCGUUCUGCGGCGGCGAUUCCGGUGUUGCUUUAGCGACGAUGGCUAGGGCACGCUCUAUCUUGGAGUUUGUGAAGAGAAAUUGCACGGACGACGCCGCGACGUACUGUCUGACGAGGGGCGAGGGCGCCACGCUACAAUUGUGGCGCGUCGAGUCGCAGCGAGCGACGACGCCGUUCGGGCGCGCGUGUGCGUUGCUGUGCCUGAGGAUCGCGCGGCGGUGUACUGAUGAUUUGGAACGGCGGCGGCGAUUAUUGGAUAGGUGCGUCGCGCUCGCGGAUGCCAAGCGGGACGCCGCCGUCGUCGCCGAGGCGCACCUGCUCGUGGCGAGAACAUACUCUAUUGAAGACGAUUUUGUCAUUGAGAAGGCGGCGUGGCGCGUCGCCUCCCCUUCAUCAAAACCCUGCCGCCUGGACACCUUCGACGACGAGGAGGAUGAUGAUGCGGCGCUCAAGCGCGUGUCCGCGGGCCUCUCCGUUUUGAGAAGAGCGCAGCGGCGGAAGGCGUCUUCAGAAAAUAAGGCGCUGGAGAAGAACUUGAGGGUGUGCGGCGCCGCGGCGCGCCUGGCGCUCGCGUCGCGGGCCUCCCGGCGGCACCGGCCGGGUUUGGUGUUGCGGCACCUCGCGCUGGCCGGGCAGCUGGACCCGGCGACGGCCGCUUCGGCGGUGUUCCGUUUGAGGUUAGCGAUGGCCUACGCGCUCUGUGCGGCCGUCGUGACGGCCGAUAAUUUAGCAAAGCACCGCGCCGAUCUCAAUCCCACAUCAAAAGUGAAAGCGCGGGCCGACGACUCGUCCGACGAGGACCAGCGGCGGCGGCGGCCGGUCAAGGGCCCGCCGGCGAAGUUGCGGGGCGACCUGCCGGUCGACGUCGGCGCCGACGUCGAGACGAACCUGAGCCGCGCCGUCAAGGCGCUGCUCGCGGCGCUGCGCGGCGACGACGGGCGGUGCGACGAGAGCGAGGCCGUCGCGCUGGCGUCGUGCCUGCGCAUCGCUUAUACGGCUCUCGGCGAGCACUAUUUGACGGUUGCGCGGGUCACGAAGGCGGCGAGGCAUUUCUCGGAGGGCGUGCAGUUGUUUCGUGGAUUAGGAGAUGCCCAAACCGCCGCGUGGCUGCGGGGCCGCCUCGCCUUCGCCCAGGCCACGGUCGCGGCGCGCGACGGCGGCCCGUCGCCGCGGAAGCACCUCAAGGCGCGCGCGGCGGUCGGGUCGCUGGUCGAGGCUUUGCAGACCUUCGCAGACAUGGUGUCUGAUGAAGACUCUGGUGCCGCGACGCCCUUUCCCGGCGUCGCGACCAUCAGCGCGAAGCACGCGCUCGGCGAGGCCAAGCGCGGCGCGGCGCGGGCCUCCCUGGCUUUGGCGGUCAUGGCGCCGCCGCAGGACGCGCCGGCUGCAUUAAUGACCGCGGCAGAGCUCGCCGCCGACGCGGACGAUAGUGAGACGGCGGCCGACGCGCACUACCGCUUGGCCUCGGGCGGGAGCGGCGAUGCAUUAAUGCACCUCCAACAGGCCACGGCCUUCGCCGACAAAGCUGCUCAGGAGUCGCAGAGUCGCGCCCGGGCCGUCGACGCUUUAUCGACGCGCUGCGACCUCGCCACCGUGCUUCUGAGAGAUACCAAUCCGGAGGCGGCAGCAAAGGCCGUCCAGGCCGUGCUCGGCGCGGAGAAGACGCUCGCGCUCGCUCUGUCGUUGCCCGAGUCCGUGGGCCGCGACCGCGCGACGGCCGGAGCCUUACCUCUCGUCGCGCGGUCCCUGCUCGCGAAGCUCGCCGAGUCCCUGAAGCGAUGCUGUAGGGCGUCGAGCGACGGCGCGGCCCUGAAGAAGGCCUACGGCGCGGCGCUGCGGUUAGGCGCUGACCUCGCGGCCGGCGACGAGCCGCGGCUGUGUGGGCUGCUCCACGACCUAUCUUCGGAGCUAGCCACA